CUGAUCCUUCUGGCUGUUGUUGAUGCCUGAAGUUGCUGUUGUUUGGACACUGUGUCGCUCUUAUCUGCUCCUGACAUUGAAGACACAUUAAACCCGAGACAGGGACACGGACACGGUGGGCAUAUACCUGCGGACGAGCUUAUGAGUAACAAGGGAACCGUCUCACAGGGAGGACUUUAAAUUCGCGCACUAGCGGCAGAAGAGCUAGCGCCAAAGCUUGAACCUUCGGUGAAGAGAAGAAAGAAAAGCAGUAAAGACAGCCGACGGCUUGGCUUGCUUUCUUUGUUUAUGUCGUUCCAGUCUGAACCGUGAUAAUAAUCUUCUUUGUCUUGAAUUUAAAAUUUGUUUUGCACAUUUAUUUAUAUUUAUACUUUACACGGAGGGGGCAGCUAGCACGGCAGCUAACGUUAGCCCAUAGCGCAAAGAAACAGUCUUGUUGUCAAGCUUUGAUGCUUUCGUAACCGCCGACAGCUACAGGUAACGUUAGCUAACAGUGAGAAUAGUCGGGUUUGGAGAAAUAAUUUUCGUACCUCUGUAUUUUUGUAGGUAUUUGUCACUGGAUCAGGUGCUCUGUUGGAGACACUGUAGCCGAGCAAGUUGAUGCCCACUCGUUAAAUUGAAGCCUGUUUGAUACGUUUGUCUCUACUGAACAAGUUUGACAUAUCUGUUUGUUUAUUCCUGACAUUGAAUCGAGGGAGUUCAGGUUUCUUGUUUCUUUUUUUUUAUCCGCAUCGAUUUUAAACCACACAAACAAGCAAUAGGUUGACUGACAGUUGGCCUUGUACGUUUUAGAUUGGCUGGCAGGUUGCGUAAUUUGUUUGUGUGCGAGCUGUCAGCCUUCGCUGGGUAACUUGUUAAACUGUUAUUUAAACCAUAUGUAUCUCUGUAAGCAUUAGGUGGCGGUGUGGGUUUCAUUUUGAUCAUUUAACACCUUUUAUCAUUCUUCUUUAGGGCCGUUUUAAUGUCAAGAACAUAUGACAUGUGAUAAAGUGCCCACGGUUUACUGUAACCCCACAGAUAGCUGUUUGAUGACCACACUCAUGAAUUUGGUAGCUUUGGAAGUAGAUAGAGUAAUGAAUUAAAGUGGCCAUCUGAAACUAUUGUGAGACAGAGCUUGAUCAGGGAGAGACAGGCGAAGAGAAAGGGUCCCUCAGAGGGUCCCAUUGUGUCUUGAGGUGAGGUGAGCUGCCCCCCACUACUUGCCAAUGCUGGAUCUGGAGGUGGUGCCUGAGAGAUCACUAGGAAAUGAGCAAUGGGAAUUCGCCUUAGGGAUGCCAUUGGCCCAGGCCAUCUCUAUUCUGCAGAAACACUGCCGCAUCAUCAAAAAUGUCCAGGUGCUAUACAGUGAACAGACACCACUCAGCCAUGACCUCAUACUGAACUUGACUCAGGAUGGGAUAAAACUGCUGUUUGAUGCCACAAAUCAGAGACUAAAGGUGAUUGAAGUGUAUGACCUGAGCAAAGUCAAGCUGAAAUACUGUGGAGUCCAUUUCAACUCUCAGGCCAUUGCCCCCACAAUAGAGCAAAUAGACCAGUCAUUUGGAGCUACGCACCCUGGAGUUUACAAUGCUGCAGAGCAGCUGUUCCAUCUCAACUUUCGAGGCCUGUCCUUCUCCUUCCAACUGGACUCAUGGAAUGAAGCUCCAAAAUACGAGCCUAACUUUGCCAUGGGUUUGGCCUCCCUGCAGAUUCCACACGGGGCCAUGGUCAAGAGGAUGCACAUCUACACUGGCAACAACCUGCAAGAAACCAGAGCUCCGGCGAUGCCUUUGGCUUGUUUCCUCGGUAACAUCUAUGCAGAGUGUGUGGAUGUCCUGAGAGACCAGGCAGGACCUCUGGGGCUCAAACUCCACCUUCUCACUGCAGGUUGUGGCCCAGGUGUGAUGGCUGAUGCUAAAGUAAGGUCCCUAGAAAGGAGCAUCUACUUUGGUGAUUCCUGUCAGGAUGUACUGGGUGCUCUGGGCUCGCCACAUAAAGUCUUCUACAAAUCUGAGGACAAGAUGAAGAUCCACUCUCCAUCACCUCACAAGCAGGUUCCUUCUAAAUGUAACGACUACUUCUUCAACUACUUCACCCUUGGAGUGGAUAUCCUGUUUGACUCUACAACUCACCUGGUUAAGAAGUUUGUCCUGCAUACCAACUACCCCGGACAUUACAACUUCAAUAUAUAUCAUCGAUGUGACUUUAAGAUUCCACUAGUCAUUAAGAAAGAAGGAGCUGAUUCUCAGACGGAGGACUGCAUCUUAACCACCUACAACAAGUGGGAUCAGAUUCAAGAACUGCUGGGUCACCCAAUGGAAAAACCUGUAGUGCUCCACAGGUCCUCAUCAGCCAAUAACACCAACCCCUUUGGCUCCACCUUCUGCUUUGGACUGCAGAGGAUGAUCUUUGAGGUGAUGCAGAAUAACCACAUAGCAUCAGUGACCCUCUACGGUGCUCCGAGGACCGCCAGUCAAGCCCGACCUGAGUCCAGUAGUAGCUCCCACUGAACAAGUAACCAGAACCACAUCCCAUUCUGGCCUGUCCUGAAUCUAGUACCUCUUCUGACUGAACCUCUAACCCAGAGCCAGAUUCUUAACCAAGCAGACCUAAUCCAGAACAGCAAAGUUCUUCUUGCCCAGCUCAGAUACUAUUCAGUGAACAAAAACACCACUAGAACCAAGAAUAACCAAAACAAACUUUUCCUUGCGGGUCUUAAGACUUACUAUUCCAAUUAGACACACCCAGUCACACAGUCAACCUGACCCAGACCAUCCCUGGACCCAGUAUCUAGCAGCAUGGUCGCAGUGCUGGAGCACUGAUGCUUUGAAAUGAAACUAGUGAAAUUAUUUCUUGGUUAUGUGGGAAUCUUGCGGUGGUGCUGCAAACUGAUGGUGAAGAAAUCUGUGCUCUGGUAGAGCUCAGCUGUUUCCUGUUUCCGUCCAGUGACUGCAUUUGCCCAGGACCACAGAAGAAGAGUUUGUCCAUACUUUAAAUUGGAUGGCAUGGUUCCACCAGUAAGAUGUAGUGGCAGCCUGUAUAUGACAAUAACCUCCAUAGCAUUGUGGUGGUGAGAUGAUCAGCAAUCAAAUAUUAUCUGCAACAUAUCGCUAAGUGUUUUACAUCAAACAUGUAGUUGUGGAGUUAAAAUGGCCGCCAGUGAAAACCGCUGUGGCUAAAGCCUUGAAACAAACUCUGGCUUGACCCACUGAAUACACAUCUACCAACCACACUGCCAGCCCAACCAGUACCGUCAGUCUUCCUGCCGCAACUUCAGAACCAGACCCCGCUGGCUCAGUCAGCACCCGGGCACAUCUAAACCGCAAGAACCAAAACCAACCCAACCAAGAGCCAUCCGAGCCAAACACAUUUGAAGCUGCAGAGGACUGUAACCAAAAACAGCAAAACAGGAGAAUGCAGAUUUAGUCGUAUAAGAGCAGAACACACCCAACAACACCCUGGUGGCCAGAUAUGAAACCUCUCAACGCAGAACGAGCCAAACAUCCAACAUCAGCUCCCUCUCCCACCUCCCCACUCACUCCCCCCACAAGCUUCUUCACAACACGCAAGCACACAGCAGUAAACACUCUGUUAACCCACGGUCGUUGGGGGUCUGGACAUUGGCGACAUCUGUCUCCUUGCUUACACACACACACACACACAAACACCACACACGUAUAAAUGAGCAUCUGCAUGUGUUGGGCUGCUGAUUCUUAAACUGACGUUUCAACAGAUGUUUAAUUCAAGCACACAAACACACACAGCAUUUCAAUCCCCUCACUACUAUACUCACGUGCUUUUCUAAUACAUGAAAACUUGGCAACGUUUUUUGACUUAUUACAAGCACAAACUGGCAACCAGUUUUGUUUAUUUGAUCCUGCAUGUUGUGAGAGGCACGGGCUUGGAACACAGUCGUAUUAUUUUCCUCUGCCCAGCUUCAUUCAUUCACGCCAUGACCGUUUUCAUUGUGUUCUUUAUUUCUUUUUUCUUUUUUUUAAAGAAGCAGUUUUUACAUUUGCACUAAUACACAGCUUUUUUUUACUUGAUUGGUUGAUUGUGCCCUAUCUUCAGAGAUGGAUUUGUGGAGACAUUUGGAGAGAUAGGUGUGUGUGUGUGUGUGUGUGUGUGUGUGUGUGUGUGUUGUUUUUAUCCAUACAUUUGGACAGAGGACCGGUCCUCCCGUGGUGUAUGCAGUCAUGUCCCCUGUGUUCUACUCGUCUCCCUCUUUCUCCAUCUCUACAUCUGAUUCCUUAAUGCAUUUGCAAUUCAUUCCUCAGCAGUGUCUGCAUUUAUUUCUUUGUUGAAUUGCCAAAUGCUACAGCCAAAGACGUUUCAGGAUGAACUAAUUUGAUCUGCUGACAUUGUCACUGUAAUCUCUUGUCGAAACCUGUCCUGUAGAGAGAGUCAUAUUGGCAGACGUCUCCUUUCUCUUGCAUCUUGUGUUUCAAAUCUGCACGUCCAAGUCAUUGCUGUGGUAAAGCCUCUAAAUUCAGCUCCUUGUUUCUUUAACUGCUGACAGUAAUUACACGAGCCGUGAAUAGCUGACUUACGUGUUUUGAAACCAAUCGGCACGUCUUUCAUCUGGAUGUCCUUACAGCCAAGGACACAUUAAGAAUAGCAACAAGUGUCAUCCCUCUUGUCGUCUCUACUGUGAUUACUCUUGUCAGAGAGCUGUAAUUUUAAAGAAUUACCAUUAUUUCUCAGUGGAUUUAGUACAUUUUAACCCAUUUUGGAAAUGGGGAAGAACAUCUGUCAUUCCUUCAUCAAAACAUUUUUUUGCAUCUCCCUCCCAAUGUAUGAAUUUUUAAUAUUUUUAAUCAUAAGCAUUUCAAUAAACUGUGUAUUAAUUUUAAUACA
Messenger RNA from Micropterus dolomieu (smallmouth bass), 4836 nucleotides. RefSeq names its product phagosome assembly factor 1 (gene phaf1). The coding region runs from base 1206 to 2489 and encodes 427 amino acids. NCBI's taxonomy places the organism in Eukaryota, Metazoa, Chordata, Actinopteri, Centrarchiformes, Centrarchidae. Gene Ontology annotation, biological process: Golgi to plasma membrane protein transport. The transcript is spliced from 16 exons. The record is from RefSeq and is a predicted model, not a curated record. Gene Ontology annotation, cellular component: synaptic vesicle membrane; trans-Golgi network; dendrite.